Messenger RNA from Adineta ricciae, 2043 nucleotides. The record is from the annotation of a GenBank genome assembly. Lineage: Eukaryota; Metazoa; Rotifera; Eurotatoria; Adinetida; Adinetidae.
AUGGAUGAAAAUGGAAAUAAAAGUAGUGAAGAAUCCGACUCAAGAUGUUCGUCUGUGAUGCUUGAUAUGCCGGUUUUGUCGUAUUUACCACGCCGUUAUGAUCGUACAUUGAUUGUUCCAUCGAUUUUAUCGGAACGUCAAUCGAAUCCUUAUGCGGUCGAUAUUAAGUUACCACCAUUGAAAUUCUCUACUGCGGAACCAACGAGUGAAGAAGAAGAUUUUCUUGCGUUGAAUCCGCCAACGACUGAACGUGAACUAACGUUAUUCAAACAAAAAUUUAAUCGUCUUCGCGUGACACUCUCAUCAGAGAAAUCACAUGAGUUCAAUUUGUAUACCUGUGAAAAAGUUCGACAGAAGCGAUCUGACUUGCGGCGGACAAUUCGUGAACAAAAGAAACUAAUUCGACAAUUGAUUACUGAAGCAGCUCAAUUGAACGAUCAGAUUAAUGACAUACGAGAUGAAAUUACAAAACAGUGCCAUAAACGAGAUGCAAAUGAGUUAAAGCAGUUGAAGCUUCGUAGUAAAUUAAAUCAUUUGAAUGCAGCGAAAGGUCAAUUGAUUGAACUGACUGAAACUUUUGAUAAAUCACAUGUCGUCAAUGAAUGCGAGGUUCGCUUAUUGCAAUUAAAGAAUGAAUGUCGAGCAGAAAUAGCUGAGCGUGAUCAACAGAUUGAAGAAUUAAAACAACAAUUAAUAGAAAAAUUCGGUUGUCGAGCGAUUGAACAUAAGAAAGCCAUCCGAGCGACUGAACAGGCGUGUACGAUCGAAGGCGAAAAAUGUGAAAAACUACAAGAAGUCGUCGAUAAUUACGAGGCGACUGUUUAUCGAAUGAGUAAAGUACGACCGCUGAACGCGAAUCAGAUACCUGAAGAGCUGCUCAAUGAUAAAGAACUUAAUCUGCAGAUCAAACAAUUACCGGAGAAUUAUAAUUUUGAAAUACAUAAGACGAUAUGGAGGAUAAAAACAAUCAAAGCUAAACGAGUGGCCAUGCAAAUGCCCGAAGGUUUGUUUGUAUUCGCGUGUACGAUCGCUGAUAUACUCAAAGCUUUUACCAAUGUUGAUGUUGUGAUUAUGGGCGAUGUGGCUUACGGAGCGUGUUGUAUUGAUGAUUAUGGUGCUCGAGCUUUGAAAUGUGAUCUGUUGAUACACUAUGGACAUAGCUGUCUCGUUCCUAUCGAUGAAACACCUGGAAUAAGUAUUCUCUAUAUAUUCGUUGAUAUUCAAGUUAAUCUACAGCAUAUCGUCGAUACACUUAAACAUCAUUUUACAUCGGAUAGCAAAUUAGCUCUUGUGAGCACCAUUCAAUUCGUUCGAACAUUACAAAUUAUUAAAGAACAACUGAAAGAACAUGUUGCGGAUGUAAUUAUGCCCCAGACUAAGCCGCUAUCACCUGGCGAAAUUCUUGGUUGUACAUCUCCGAUAAUUCCAGAUUCCUAUUCAAUAUUAUACAUUGGGGAUGGUCGAUUUCAUAUCGAAUCAAUCAUGAUUCAUAAUCCGAAUGCGCCAGCCUUUAAGUAUGAUCCAUAUUCUAAGGAAUUCACUCGAGAAUAUUAUGACACAAAAUCAAUGCAUAGCAUACGCCAAACUGAAAUCAACAAAGCAGCCAGUGGACAAGUUUGGGGAUUAGUUCUUGGUUCACUUGGGCGACAGGGCUCGCCGAAAGUUCUCGAGACAAUCAAACAACGUUUAAAAUCCAAUGGAAAGUCCUAUAUUCAAGUUGUAAUGCCUGAAUUAAUGCCGGAUAAAUUGAAACUAUUCAAAAAUGUUGACGUUUGGAUUCAAACCUCAUGUCCUCGCCUAUCGAUAGACUGGGGCGCUGGUUUUCAAACACCGAUUCUUACCCCAUAUGAAGCGAUGGUUGCACUUCGUCAAAUUGAAUGGCAAAGCCGUUAUCCAAUGGAUUUCUACGCCCAAAAUAGUCUUGGACCAUGGACACCAAAUAAUCCCGAACAUCGACCAUUAAGGCAGCCUCGACGAAAGAUCGAAGUUGCAUACGAGAAUAAAACGUGUUCAUCCUGUGAGACUUGUUCGAAUAAAAGUUAA